This is a messenger RNA of Oikopleura dioica, 864 nucleotides long. The record is from the annotation of a GenBank genome assembly. NCBI's taxonomy places the organism in Eukaryota, Metazoa, Chordata, Appendicularia, Copelata, Oikopleuridae.
AUGGUUUUUAAAAAGGAAUCAACGAUGAGUACGUGGGAAGUCGUCUACACGCACCAAACUCAAAAAAUACAAGUGAAACGCUGGUCAGAUGGAUAUGUUAACUUUCCUGCGGAAGGAAAUCGAGCAGCAUUGUACACACUUCAGUGCAAAAAGAUCUACACAUUUUUCACGCCAAAGGAUCUUAUUCCAAGGGAAGAUCUUGAAAUAAACGUCGGAGGAUACGAUGUCAUUUUCAACGAAAGAGUCGACACUCCUGAGCCCAUUGUCAAGAUUGAACUCAAAACAGAACCAAAUGUGCCUGUUCAAAGACCUCAAACUGCAGUACCAAGUCGACCAACAUUCAGUGCUUCUAGCACUACUUUUAGACAACCAGUUUCAACUCCUACUUCAUCUAUGAUAAAAACUGAACCGGAAUCGACAGGAUGUCGUAGGCCAGUCUUCAAAGUGCCAUCUAAGAAAGUUUUCCGACCACCGUGGGCAAAUUCCGCUACAAAACCGAGUUCUUUCCAUUCGAGCGAUUCAUUCACCGAGACGAGACAUGAUGAAGACGACCGGCCGCUGAGUGAGCUUCUUUCGCAGACAAAAACAGAGCGCGCUGAGGACGAGUCCUCCCUCAACUUUACCUUCACCAGCGAGAUCCCUUCUCAAACUCCCCUUCGAUGCUCAACAACUUUCUCGCAAGAGAAUCCAUUCGAUUUUACUCAAGCACGCUCAGAAAAUGAGUCAGAAACGAAAAAGCAAGUUAUUAUCGACACGAUCGACUUGCUGAGCAGCAGCAGCGAAGAGGAGGAGGAAGAUUUUACCAUCAAAGGAAUUCAUGCUGGAUCGUACAGUCAGCACAGCUUCACCCUUCUUGAUGAAUAA